Morchella sextelata is the source of this 2055-nucleotide messenger RNA. RefSeq lists its product as uncharacterized. Gene Ontology annotation, biological process: intracellular potassium ion homeostasis; potassium ion import across plasma membrane. The transcript is spliced from 22 exons. NCBI's taxonomy places the organism in Eukaryota, Fungi, Ascomycota, Pezizomycetes, Pezizales, Morchellaceae. The coding region runs from base 1 to 2055 and encodes 684 amino acids. The record is from RefSeq and is a predicted model, not a curated record. Gene Ontology annotation, cellular component: plasma membrane. Gene Ontology annotation, molecular function: high-affinity potassium ion transmembrane transporter activity.
AUGGGGUACAGGUCGCUCACCAGGAGGAUAAAGCGGCUGCUUUCGACACGCCCUAACUUUAUGGCAAUGCACUACUAUUACUUGGGGCUCUGCAUACUUCUCGGGUCAAUCUUAAUUUACAUCCCUGGGGGUGUACCGUUUGUUGAUGCGAUAUUCUUUGCUUCUGGGGCUGCAACACAAUCAGGUUUGAACACCAUCGACCUAAACAAAGUCAAUACAUACCAGCAAAUCAUAACGAUACAUUGGUUUGAAAAGCGUUUCGAGCACAUUGUCCUAGAGGCCAAGGAGAAUCGAGAGCUUCGUCGUACGAUUUCCUUAGCACGACGUUCAAAGGAAGUGAUCGGGAAUGAUCACUUUAUUGAGCGUGGAAUAUCUCAUCCAAGGUCCCCGGAUGAUAUUGGUGUCCUCCCACCUCUGCCAGUUGGUGUGGCCCAACGAACUGAGACAUCACAUGCAGUAGUUGUCAAUACUACCAGAACAACCUUGGAUGAACCUGGUAUUACAGAGCCAACAUCACCGCGUAUUAUAUGGGAUGUACCUAUUCCCGCCCGUGCAGAAGGUGGGGUAGAGGAGAAAAACGAUAUCGAAAGGCCCAUCAACUUCGAGCCACCACAAUCGAGUAUAGUAAAUAGAAGUUCACUUGAUACAAUUCAAGAUGACCUUGAAAUUUCUCGUGUCGAGAGUCGAAGAUCUAGACCACGCUCCAGAUCUAGGUUUGGGGCCCGGGACAAUUCAACUUCAAGAUCAAUGGCAAGGUCUCGCCGUGGCCGUUCUAGAUCAGCGUCACCAAUCAAAACCCCAUAUCUCUCAUAUACACCAAGCAUUGGUAGAAACUCGCAAUUCUACGAUCUUAAUGAUGACCAACGGAAUGAACUUGGAGGAAUCGAAUAUCGGUCGUUAAAAACAUUAUCCUGGAUUCUUAUUGGGUACUACGUGAUUAUCCAUUUUCUUGGCAUUAUCGUUCUUGUACCAUGGGUUCUACGAAGCCAGGAAUAUGGAGACCUUGUCAAAGAUCUUGCGCUGAACAAAGUCUGGUGGGGAAUUUACACUGCUAUGACAUGUUUUAAUGAUGUUGGAUUCACCCUUACACCGGAUUCUUUCAUCUCCUUUCAGAAAGCAGCCUUUAUAUUAAUUUUCUGCGGUCUUCUGAUUGUGGUUGGAAAUACUGGAUUCCCUCUAUUUCUGAGAUUUAUUAUCUGGAUUUUAUUCGUUCUAUGUCCAGAGAAAUAUGUCGACACAAAAGAUGAACUGAAUUUCCUCCUUGAUCACCCUCGCCGAUGCUUUACAUUAUUAUUUCCUAGCAGGCCCACCUGGUGGCUCUUCGGGAUAUUGGUGGGAUUGAAUCUUGCAGAUGUCAUCCUUUUUCUUGUGCUGGACUAUCAAACACCUGUCGUCAAAUCUCUUCCUGUUGGUCUUAGAAUCGUAAAUGCAUUUUUCCAAGCAGUUUCCACCCGAACGUCUGGCACAGCAUCAAUUCCUUUGGGCGAACUUCACCCAGGCAUACAAUGCAGCUACCUUGUGAUGAUGUAUAUAUCCGUUUUACCGCUUGCAAUUAGCAUUAGAAGAACAAACGUAUACGAAGAGCACUCUCUGGGGAUAUACGUCGACAAUACACCACAGGCGAGUGAUGGAGAUGAAGGGAAAUAUAUUAUGGCACACGUCAGACGACAACUCGAAUUUGAUCUGUGGUAUGUAUUUCUGGGGUUGUUCCUGAUUUGUGUUGCUGAAGGAGGGCGUAUCGCGGAUGCGAAUGAUUAUAAGGCCUUCACUGCUUUCAGUGUGUUCUUUGAGGUUGUUAGCGCCUAUGGAACUGUUGGUCUUAGUUUAGGAUACCCUGGGCUCAAUUGCUCACUAUCCGGCACCUUUACUCCUUUCAGUAAACUAGUGAUAAUUGCCAUGGAGAUUCGAGGUCGCCACAGAGGCCUUCCAUAUGAUGUUGAUAGAGCUGUUUUGCUUCCUAGCGUCAACACACCCGACUCAACUUUUGCUCCCGAUGGUACACGUUUACAGCGAAUUACAAACUCUAGACAAAGCGUUCAUAUCGCGGAGGAUUAG